CCACCACCAACCCCUUUCUUUUGUAUCUCAAGUUUCAACCACCAAACCUCAACCGCUCCCUCCUUAUUACUCAUUUCAAUUCAAUUCACCAAUUUUCUUCUUCCACCUGUGUUUUAUUUUCAAUGGCUUCUUCUUCUACCUCUCUCUCUUCGAAGCCAUUCCUCGGCGGUUCCAUCUCUCCCAAUUCCAACAUCCGAUCCCUCUCCUCCGCCUACCUUCAAGUCUCCCUCCGUUCUCGCACUCCCAAAAACCUCCAGAUACGGGCGGCCGGGAGUACCUAUGGAAAUCACUUCCGUGUGACAACAUAUGGAGAGUCUCAUGGAGGAGGUGUUGGUUGUGUCAUUGAUGGGUGUCCUCCUCGCAUCCCUCUCUCCGAGUCUGACAUGCAAGUUGAUCUUGACAGAAGGAGGCCAGGCCAAAGCCGAAUUACAACUCCUAGAAAGGAGACUGAUACGUGUAAAAUAUUUUCAGGAGUCUCCGAAGGACUUACUACUGGAACUCCAAUCCAUGUAUUUGUACCUAAUACUGAUCAAAGAGGACAUGACUAUAGUGAGAUGUCAUUAGCUUAUAGGCCUUCCCAUGCGGAUGCAACCUACGACAUGAAGUAUGGUGUCAGAUCAGUUCAGGGUGGUGGUAGAUCUUCUGCAAGAGAAACCAUUGGAAGGGUUGCUUCUGGUGCUGUUGCUAAAAAAAUCCUUAAGGAUUUUGCAGGAACUGAGAUUCUUGCAUAUGUGUCUCAAGUUCACAAGGUUGUUCUGCCAGAGGAUUUAAUUGAUAAUGAGACUGUGACACUUGAUCAGAUCGAGAGCAACAUUGUUCGAUGUCCUGACCCUGAAUAUGCAGAGAAGAUGAUAGCUGCUAUUGAUGCUGUCCGAGUUAGAGGUGAUUCUGUUGGUGGUGUUGUGACAUGCAUAGUGAGGAACUGUCCACGUGGGCUUGGUUCACCAGUAUUUGACAAACUUGAAGCUGAACUGGCUAAAGCUGCUAUGUCAUUGCCUGCAACCAAGGGCUUUCAAUUUGGUAGUGGGUUUGCAGGUACCUUUUUGACUGGGAGUGAACACAAUGAUGAGUUCUAUAUAGAUGAACAUGGAAGGACAAGGACAAGAACAAAUCGUUCUGGUGGGAUACAGGGUGGAAUUUCUAAUGGAGAAAUCAUAAACAUGAGAAUAGCUUUUAAGCCGACAUCAACUAUUGGUAAGAAGCAAAAUACGGUGACCCGAGAUAAAAAAGAAACAGAGCUGAUCGCUCGUGGUCGUCAUGAUCCUUGUGUUGUCCCAAGAGCUGUACCCAUGGUAGAGGCCAUGGUAGCUUUGGUGCUUGUGGACCAGUUGAUGGCGCAGUAUGCGCAGUGUAAUCUGUUUCCUGUAAACUCAGAUUUGCAAGAGCCUUUGUUGCCCGUAUUAGAGCCAGAAGAAGUACCCUUUUGAAUGAUGUAAUGUAUUUUUUUGUGAGUGCAAUGUAUCCUCCUGUAUUAUCAUAAGGUUUUAGUUUUUAAUUUUUUUCCCCUUACAUUUUGCCUGUGAGGAUUGUAGAACGCUUAGCUGCAAAAGCGGCAAGAUAGAUCUAUAUUCUUAUAUUGAAUUGGACCGUAUCCGUAUGACUUUUUCCUGUAAGAAAUGUAACAGAUUUUGGAGAUCUUAUUAUCUUAUCAAUAAAUGAAGCUUUGGCAA
This is a messenger RNA of Arachis duranensis, 1670 nucleotides long. Its product is annotated as chorismate synthase, chloroplastic. The record is from RefSeq and is a predicted model, not a curated record. Bases 123 to 1427 code for a protein of 434 amino acids. Gene Ontology annotation, molecular function: FMN binding; chorismate synthase activity. NCBI's taxonomy places the organism in Eukaryota, Viridiplantae, Streptophyta, Magnoliopsida, Fabales, Fabaceae. Gene Ontology annotation, biological process: chorismate biosynthetic process; aromatic amino acid biosynthetic process. The transcript has 13 exons. Gene Ontology annotation, cellular component: cytosol.